Messenger RNA from Oryza brachyantha (malo sina), 1280 nucleotides. RefSeq names its product auxin-responsive protein IAA21. Gene Ontology annotation, cellular component: nucleus. The record is from RefSeq and is a predicted model, not a curated record. The coding region runs from base 161 to 952 and encodes 263 amino acids. The transcript is spliced from 5 exons. NCBI's taxonomy places the organism in Eukaryota, Viridiplantae, Streptophyta, Magnoliopsida, Poales, Poaceae. Gene Ontology annotation, biological process: regulation of DNA-templated transcription. Gene Ontology annotation, molecular function: protein binding.
UCCUCCUCCCCACACUCGCAUCGCGUCGCAUCGCAAGCGCGACCGACCAACCAGCCAGCCAGCCAAGCAAACCAAGCCAAGAAACACCAAGGAGCCUCGAGCCUUCCAAAACAAGCCAAAGAUUUAUUUCCCGAGCGCGCGGGAUGCUGUGAACCUGCCCAUGGCACCGCCACAGGAGCGCGACUACAUCGGGCUGUCGCCGGCGGCGGCGGCGGCGCUGGCCACGGAGCUGCGCCUGGGCCUUCCCGGAACUGCGGAGGAGGCUGGCAGCGAGGGAGGCGGGGCGGAGGCUCCGCUGACGCUCGAGCUGCUGCCCAAGGGCGGGGCGAAGCGCGGGUUCGCGGACGCCAUCGUCGGGGGUCCCGCCGGCCAGCGGCGGGAGGCGGCCGGGGGCAAGGCGGCGGCGGCGGAGGCCGACGAAGAGGAGGAGGAGGAGAAGAAGAAGGCGCAGGCGCCGGCGGCGAAGGCGCAAGUGGUAGGAUGGCCACCAAUCCGCAGCUACAGGAAGAACACCAUGGCGAUGACCCAGCCUGCUCUGAAAGGCAAAGAUGACGGGGAGGUGAAGCAGCAGCCUCCUGCCUCUGGGUGCCUCUAUGUCAAGGUUAGCAUGGAUGGUGCUCCUUACCUCAGGAAGGUGGACCUCAAGAUGUACAAGAACUACAAGGAGCUCUCGCUGGCCCUGGAGAAGAUGUUCAGCUGCUUUACCGUCGGUCAUAAUGAAUCAAAUGCGAAGUCAGGAAAAGACGGAUUAUCUGAUUGCCGCCUGAUGGAUCUUAAAAAUGGGACAGAACUAGUGCUCACUUAUGAGGACAAGGAUGAAGAUUGGAUGCUUGUUGGUGAUGUUCCAUGGAAAAUGUUCACAGACAGCUGUAGGAGGCUGAGGAUUAUGAAGGGGUCAGAUGCAGUGGGCCUUGCUCCAAGAGCCACUGACAAGAGCAAAAGUCGGAACUGAGCCAAAGAUGAACCCAACCCAAUAUGAAUAUCUAAUCCAUGCAAUCAUCACUACUUGUAAGGCCCCAUCCUCUGAACUACAAGGGUAAUGGUCUAAGUUGUGAGAAGGGGUUUAUGUAUACCUAUGUGUCACCACCCAUUUUGUUUCCUUUUUGUCUUUUUUUUUUUGACCAGUUAUGUUAGGUUUGAAGCAUAAGUUGUGUAAGUUCUUGUAAGUUUGUCUACUUUCACCUUUUGUUGUAGUUUCUGCUGUAAAUUGUUGUGCUGUAUGAUGCAAACUUUUUUUUUUUGGUAUUCUGCUUGGUGCUUGCAAGUUGCAAUUGUCAGUG